Messenger RNA from Peromyscus eremicus (cactus mouse), 1586 nucleotides. RefSeq names its product Y-box binding protein 2 (gene Ybx2). Lineage: Eukaryota; Metazoa; Chordata; Mammalia; Rodentia; Cricetidae. The transcript is spliced from 9 exons. Gene Ontology annotation, molecular function: nucleic acid binding. Gene Ontology annotation, biological process: regulation of gene expression. Gene Ontology annotation, cellular component: nucleus. The coding region runs from base 99 to 1178 and encodes 359 amino acids. The record is from RefSeq and is a predicted model, not a curated record.
GGUGGCCGGUCCGCGAGCCGGGGGGAGGGGCCGGGGCGGUGGUGGUGGCAGCGGCGGAGGAGGCGGUGGCGGCGGGGGCCGGUACUGGACCCGGCGGGAUGAGCGAGGCGGAGGCGGCAGUGGUGGCGACAGCGGCCCCCGCGGCGACGGUGCCCGCGACGGCGGCAGGGGUGGUAGCGGUGGUGGUACCGGUGCCCGCGGGAGAGCCGCAGAAAGCAGGCGGCGGGGCGGGCGGCGGGGGCGGAGCCGCCUCUGGCCCCGCUGCCGGGACCCCCGCAGCGCCUGGCCCUCGCACCCCUGGUAACCCGGCGACGGCGGCUUCGGGGACUCCCGCGCCCCCGGCCCGGAGUCAGGCGGACAAGCCGGUGCUGGCAAUCCAAGUCCUGGGCACUGUCAAAUGGUUCAACGUCCGGAAUGGUUACGGAUUCAUCAACAGGAAUGACACCAAGGAGGAUGUCUUUGUUCACCAGACAGCUAUUAAAAGAAACAACCCCAGGAAGUUUCUGCGAAGUGUUGGAGAUGGGGAGACUGUGGAGUUCGAUGUCGUGGAAGGAGAGAAGGGUGCAGAAGCUGCUAAUGUAACUGGGCCUGGGGGGGUGCCGGUGAAGGGCAGCCGCUAUGCUCCCAAUCGACGUAGGUUCCGCAGAUUCAUCCCCCGGCCUCGUCCAGCUGCCCCACCACCCAUGGUGGCAGAGGCUCCCUCGGGUGGGACUGAACCUGGCAGCGAAGGGGAGCGGGCAGAGGACUCGGGGCAGCGGCCUAGACGACGGCGCCCACCACCCUUCUUCUAUCGAAGGCGGUUUGUGCGAGGCCCUCGGCCCCCCAAUCAGCAGCAGCCCAUAGAGGGCUCCGACGGGGUAGAACCCAAGGAGACAGCCCCACUGGAGGGGGACCAACAGCAAGGAGAUGAACGGGUGCCCCCACCCAGGUUCCGGCCCAGGUACCGAAGGCCUUUCCGCCCCAGGCCACCCCAACAGCCUACCACAGAAGGUGGGGAUGGCGAGACCAAGCCCAGCCAAGGCCCCACUGAUGGCUCCCGGCCUGAGCCCCAGCGUCCACGAAACCGACCCUACUUCCAGCGCCGUCGGCAGCAGCCCCCUGGCCCCCGGCAGCCGAUAGCCGCAGAGACCUCAGCACCUAUCAACAGUGGGGACCCCCCCACCACCAUACUGGAGUGAUUCCAACUCAGAGGACACCCAGAGCUACCAUCUGGUAUCUGCCAGUUUCCAACUGACUACCCAGCAUCCCCCUCCCCCCUUUCCCAUAAUUCAUGACAUCAAAACAUCGGCUUUUCCCUUGAGACUCAGGAGGGCCAAAGCAACAGCCUUUGGCUUUUUUCUCUUUUUUCCCUCUCCCUCCCAAGGGUUGAAGGAAGGGAUCCGUCCUCACUGUUCAGAGGCAUCCGCUCCCUCCCCUAAGUCAGGCUGAGAAGGAACCAGCCCGCUCUUCACCCCCUCCUGAUUGGUUUACCCCGCCCAUUUAUUUUUUGUUUCCCUUCUACCUCCUCCCAACACCUCUGAAGCCAUUUUAUGAACUGUCAUGUGCCACCUGAGCCUCCAAUAAAAACAAAAGCAGGCUUUCUUGUU